Molecule: messenger RNA, 831 nt
Organism: Trichomonas vaginalis G3
Lineage: Eukaryota; Parabasalia; Trichomonadida; Trichomonadidae
Product: phage tail repeat-like family
Exons: 1
Source: RefSeq, a predicted model, not a curated record
AUGUCAAGUGAAGUGACAAGAGCUGAAAACGAAUAUUCUAAAAAGACUCAUAUACAUUCUAUAUCUGAAAUAACAGACUUAAACGUUAGCCUUGAAAAGAAAGCGGAUAAGGAAUAUGUGGCUAGUAAGUUAGAGAAGAAAGCAGAUAAGGAAUAUGUGGAUGAAAAAGAUAAUGAAAUUAAAGAAAGGGCUGAAUGGUAUCAUGAAUGGACAUCGAAGAUUUUAAAAACUAAAGCUGAUACAGGAUGGGUUUCAGGAUGUUUAGACCUUAAAGCAGAUAAAACUUAUGUUAACGAUGAGUUAGAGAAGAAAGCAAAUAAGACUCAUACACAUACAAGUUUUACAACUGUUAGAGCAGAUGACAUAAUACUGAACUUUGACCUUGGUUCAAGUGCACCUUUAGAAAAUCCGAGUACAAGCGUAAAAGAUACUCUUAACAAUUUAGAUAAGAGUUGCAGGAACAUUGAAAGUCAUGCCAGAAACUUUGAAGCAUAUGAACUACCCGCAAUGUUAGAUAAGAAAGCAGACAAAACAGAGCUUCAAACAUUAAAGACAGAAAUACUUCAAACAUUAUAUCCUAUAGGCUCUAUUUAUACGUCAAUGAACUCAACAAAUCCAGAAACAGUUCUGGGUUUUGGAACUUGGACUCAAAUAGUCGACAGGUUUUUGUAUUGUGCAAACUCUUCAAAGGAAACAGGUGGAAGUAAAACGAUUUCAGGUGAAAAUUUACCUGCACAUAGUCACUACAUAGAUUUAAGUACAUCUCAAGCAGGUUGGCAUAGUCAUAGAUUUUGGGAUUGGUCAGGAAUGACAAAAGGUAAAGGAUAUGAU